CUGAAUCGUGGAAACGACAAGUUGUCAAUUGUGUCAAAGUCUAGCAAUCUUUCGAGGUUUCGCUGCAACGUAUUCUCAACGCAGAAAUAAAUUCAAGACCAAGAAUACCUCUUGUGUAAAAUCGCCCAAAGUACUUACACCGAAAAUGUCUCUGCUUCCGUUGCUGUUCUCCAACUGGUGGGAAGACCUGGACGAGCCUCACAGUCUCCUGGACCAACACUUCGGCCAAGGACUCCGUCCCGAUCAGCUAGCACAUCCGAGCUACGUGUCUCCGUUGCACAGACGUCCGCUGAGUGUCUACUACAGACCAUGGGGAGAUCUGUUGCGCCACAACGAGCGAGGAUCAUCCGUCGUAAAAGCCGACAAAAAUCAAUUCAAGGUCAGCCUGGAUGUGCAGCAAUUCAAACCGGACGAGAUAAACGUAAAAGUGGCCGACAAGUGCGUAGUGAUCCAGGGAAAGCAUGAGGAGAAACGCGACGAACACGGAUGGAUAUCUCGUCAAUUUGAACGCAGAUAUCUGAUCCCUGACCAGUGCAACAUCGACGAAGUAUCGUCUACCUUGUCCUCUGACGGGGUCUUGACCAUCACCGCGCCCAGGAAGGAGCAGCCGAAGAUCGAGGGUGAAAAGCCGAUCAAAAUUCAGCACACUGGAAAACCUGCUGUGAAGGAUAUCGCGAGCAACGGACCACCAGCUGCAUCGAUCGAAAAUACGGCCGAGAAAACCGAAUCUAAAUAAAACUGCUGACAAAUAAGACUGCACAUUUUACGUUAUAUUCGAUGCAUAAAUCUAUAAACUCCUAAUUCUUGUUUUUCUUCCAUGAUAUAUUUCAUGUUAUUCAAUAUUAUUCGUGUUAUAUUAAGUAUUAACUAUAAUGGUCAUUGAUUUUAUAAAUAUAUAAAUUAAGAAUGGAUAUUUGUAUGUACUAUCGCGUAGCACAUCAUGUAACUACACGAGAAUUAUGUAUUUCUCUCGACUGAAAUGAUGUUUAUUGUAUAAUAAAGAAAAGUAAUUAUUUACAAUAGUA
Athalia rosae (coleseed sawfly) is the source of this 1025-nucleotide messenger RNA. Its product is annotated as protein lethal(2)essential for life-like. The record is from RefSeq and is a predicted model, not a curated record. The coding region runs from base 146 to 736 and encodes 196 amino acids. Gene Ontology annotation, biological process: protein refolding; response to heat. The transcript has a single exon. Lineage: Eukaryota; Metazoa; Arthropoda; Insecta; Hymenoptera; Athaliidae. Gene Ontology annotation, molecular function: protein folding chaperone.